Cladophialophora yegresii CBS 114405 is the source of this 528-nucleotide messenger RNA. RefSeq lists its product as uncharacterized. The coding region runs from base 1 to 528 and encodes 175 amino acids. NCBI's taxonomy places the organism in Eukaryota, Fungi, Ascomycota, Eurotiomycetes, Chaetothyriales, Herpotrichiellaceae. The transcript has a single exon. The record is from RefSeq and is a predicted model, not a curated record.
AUGGCCUCCAACCCAGUUCUCAACUCCGAGAACAUUUCCAAGAUCACCGAAGCCGAAAAGAAAAUCACCAACUCUGACGAAGUGGUCAAAGGGGGUCCAACAGCUCAAGCCCAAUCCCACGCUGGCGAGCCCAUAAACUCUCAGACCCUGCACGACAUCACAGAAGGCGAGAAGAAGACAACAGGUGGAGAACGCAUCAAAGGUGGUCCAACGUCGACUGCUCAAUCUAUCCUUGCCCGGGAACGUAACGGUACUUCUUCCAACACCGACAACACUCCAGCAACGGGCACACUAGACAGUAGCACCAUCUCCAAGAUCACAGACGCCGAGAAAGGCCUCAGUGGCUCUGCCAACCCUAUUGCUGGUGGUCCAACUGCUCAAGCCCAGAAGCAUGCCAAUGAACCCAUCAACCAUGACACCCUUCACGAUAUCACUGAGGGAGAGAAGAAGGUGACUGGUGGUGCCAGACCUGUUGCUGGUGGGCCGACUGCCACUGCCCAGAGCGAGUUGAACAAGAGUCGUUCUUGA